UUAGUUGUGGAACCCUCGUGGUGGAAGUGGAACUGGAAGUGGAACGAAUAUAAAUAAAAACUAUCUGAUAUAUAAAUUACAACAAGUGACAGUUUUGGAAAAGCAGGCCAGAAAUUAUGCCCAAUAUUGUGGCAUUGAAGCUGAGCUGUGCCCGAAGUCCUGGGACUGGGACUGGGACUGGGGCUGGGGGCGAUAACGGUAGUCUGGUGCUGGUGGCCUUGGAUCAAUUGGCGCUGCAGCAACAAAUCAAUGCAAAUUUCAUUUUCCAUGCAAUUUCCAACUACAAGAAGACCCCGUUCGAGCGUAAAACGCUGGACUUUAUUGCCAAAAAGUGGCUGCACUUGCAGUUGCUGUGGCGAGAGUUCCGGCUGAGGGAUAAGCAAAUACGCCGCGUCGGUCACAAGGAUUCGCACUGCCAGGAGCAUGGCUACUUUCAGCAGGAGCUCUUCGAGCUGGUCCACGACAAAUAUAUGGCGGCCAGGGGCUGUCUCAGUCGUGACAAAAGGAAUCUGCUUGCCCGAGACCCCCCCGCCCCCCUAGUGUUUGCUCAGCCAACGAAAUGAGGGGCGGGACGGGGAUGGCGAAAAUGUGGGACUGAGCCCCACAAAAAAUAAACCAAAACCCAAGCAGAAAAAUAAGCAGAGCGGAGCAGAGCAGAGCAGUGCUGGAGAGAGCGAUAUGUACGUGUGAAAAUAAGUCUUUCCCCGUCCGAGUCCCCGUAUCCGCCCCCGCCCCCGCCCCCCGUCCGACGACAAUGGCGGGACAAUGUCAACAGCUCCGUUUCGUUUCGUUUCGAUUCGAUUUUCUCUGCAAUGAUGAUAUACGUCAACAAGAACUCCAUGCCGUUUCCAUCAACAAUUGGCCAUCAAUCUGCGACUGGCUAUCCCCCCAUGUGAUUUAUUGCAUAUGCGGCACGCAGCAUGCGGCAUGCGGCACAAACGCUUAUCAUAAUUAUUUUUGGAUAUACAUAUACUAUAUGCCCCCCACAAAAGGUGAUUCCACAAGGCACUGAAGAGUCGCCUGUUCUCCACACAAAGGCCUUUUUAUAUCCCAAUGGAUCCAUAAAAUAAUAAAAUUGUUUAAGACUUUUCGCUCUUUUGUUCAUUUUUGUGGUGGCUGGAGAACUGUUUUAUAUGAGCCAUACAAAUUAAUGCCAAAUAAAAAGGAAUUUAAAUUGAAA
This is a messenger RNA of Drosophila persimilis, 1180 nucleotides long. RefSeq lists its product as uncharacterized. The transcript has a single exon. Bases 117 to 563 code for a protein of 148 amino acids. The record is from RefSeq and is a predicted model, not a curated record. Lineage: Eukaryota; Metazoa; Arthropoda; Insecta; Diptera; Drosophilidae.